Molecule: messenger RNA, 1347 nt
Organism: Trypanosoma rangeli
Lineage: Eukaryota; Euglenozoa; Kinetoplastea; Trypanosomatida; Trypanosomatidae
Product: nucleoside transporter
Exons: 1
Coding region: 1-1347 (448 amino acids)
Biological process (GO): nucleoside transmembrane transport
Cellular component (GO): plasma membrane
Molecular function (GO): nucleoside transmembrane transporter activity
Source: RefSeq, a predicted model, not a curated record
AUGACACAGUUUGGUUCUUAUUCAGAGGCAUGGACCUUUCUCACGAGCAUCGUCAUGGGCAUCACCAUGGUGAUGGGUGUGAGCGCGGUGACUUCAGCUCCCAGUUACAUGACCGAUUACUACAAGUAUGUUGCGAAUGACGAGAACACUAAGCCGAAAAAUGAGAAAUUCUGGAGAACGGUUUUGACAUUUUAUUUGGUUGUCACCAUGGUGACGCAGACGGUGUUUGAACCUGUGAACCUCACCACCUUCUGCUGCCGCCUUUCUCUUUAUUUUAGGCUAUAUGCUUCCUGUGUGCUGAUGCUGCUCGAGUUACUGGUGUUGUUGCUAAUUCCCAUAAGUUCCUCCACAUCUGAAAACACUGCUAUUGCUGCGUUGAUGGUGAUGGCGUUUGUGGGAGGCUUUGCACGCGCCUUUUAUGAGAAUACUGGAUAUGCACUGUUUGGCCCUUUUCCGCCCAUUAUGAUUAGCUCUUUUGUCGUUGGUGCAGCUGUUUCGGGUCUUGUGAUGUCCAUUUUGCAGAUUAUUAUUAAAGCGUCCAUGUCAGACAGCUAUCAUUCAGUGCGAAAACAGGCAGUGAUUUACUUCAGUAUUGCCAUUGGGAUUAUUGUCGUGACAAUGCUUAUGCUAUGGUCGCUGUCGAAGAACUCAUUCUCCCGGGGCUACGUCGCAGAACUCCGUUCGAAACACGGAUUUUUUGCUAACAUUUACCGGAAACGCAAAUUGACUCAUGAUCCAAGUGUUGGCUCUGCAGAAGCACUGGAGGAAGACCCAAAAAAAGAGGAUGGUGAGGCAGUAUCAUCUCGGUCGGAACCCAUUGAGCCGCUCACAACGGCGGAGUUACUUCAGAUGGCGAAGCUCUGGCCCGUCAUUAAGAAGAUCUAUCCCAUGCAGUUUUCAUGCUUUUACACGUAUUUCCUUUCAUUUCUUCUUUUUCCUGGUGUAAUGCUGGCCAUGGACGAAGAAGACCCGUGGUAUGGGACCAUCGUUGUGGCAGUGUUUAACGCCGCUGACCUCGUGGGACGCUUGUUUUCCUUGGUUAAGUCUUUCAAGGUCUCUCGCAGGUGGGUGGUUAUUGGCGCAUUGCUACGAACGCUCCUUGUCCCGCUACUUGUUCUGUGUGCAAAACGAUACAUCCCCACAUUUGGUGCCGCCUACACGGUGUCUGGCGUGUUGGGACUAACCAACGGAUAUUUUGCUACAAUGUCUGUCUACUACACGCCAGAGACAGAGGGUCUUGACAGUGAUGGCGAGAGGGCUUUGGCUGGUCAAGCGACUGGUGUGUGCCUCCUUUUUGGUGUUUCCACAGGGUCGCUCUUGCAGUUGGCCAUUGUGCUGGCACUGUAG